UCAGUACUGUGGUUCAGUACUUCACUUCAUCAUCUCCUCUUCUCUCCCAUUUCCGUUUUGCUCCGGCUAGUGCUCUGGGUCUGGGCCCUCGCCUUGCUUCUCGUGUCACCGCCGGCCGGCUGGUGUUGCGCUCUGAGCCAACCAGGCCCCGAAUCAGAUCUUGGCUUAGGUUUCUUCUUCUUCUUCUUCUUCUUCUUCUUCCAAAGGCGCUUCCUUUUCGUGGCUUUCGCCGAGGAGAGGGGGUGGGUCGGGGAGGAGGGUUUUGGUGUUCUUGGUAGGGAGGAAUCUUGGCAUUUGGCAAGGGAGAAUCCUUGUUUUGUUUCCAUAUCUGUUUCUUGCUUGGUGGGUCGGUGGGUGGCGCGGCGGGCGGCGCAGCUCCGGCCAUGGAGGCAAUCACGCUGUCUCCAUCCUCCGUCUCCUCCCACCACCUUGACGUUGAUGCUGCCUCCACCAGCGAGGGCAUGUCCCUGCAAGAAGGCCUCCUCUUCUCGGACAGCCUCAAGGACCUGAGGAAUCUGCGUUCACAGCUAUACUCAGCGGCGGAAUAUUUUGAAGUAUUUUACAGAAACAAUUCUCAGAAAUCUACGGUGAUGACAAGUUUGAAAGAUUACACAGUUGAGGCCCUUGUUAGCACUGUAGACCAUCUGGGCUUUGUGUCAUACAAGGUGGAUAAUCUUGUCAAAGAAAGAUCCGAUGAGGUUAACGAAACAGAAUUUCGAGUAUCCUCAGUUGAGCAGAGAGUAAGGAUAUGCCAACAGUCGAUUGACCAGGAGGGAAGGUCUCAACAAUCUCUUCUCAUUAGAACACCAAAAUACCACAGGCGUUACAUAUUACCAGGCGCUGAUAUAGUAGAACCAGCCAUUCAUCCAGUUUCAGAACCUCCACGGUAUAGCAGGCAACAUAUGAGCCGUAAAAUGCACAAGUCACAGUCUAUCUCUACGCCAACCGGCAGGCAAUCUGCAAGGAGGAGUGUGCGUUCGCCAUCUCCUUCUGCUCGUGGCACACAUCAUCGAUCACGGUCCUUGUCCCCUUCUCGAAAAACACGAGCUAAAUCCCCAUCUCCCCAAAUCAUCCCCACACAUACAAAAGAAACAAGAGCAGGUUCACCAAUACCAAAUUCCAAUCCCCUUGCACGAUCUGCUACAGUUGCAAGAAGGCCACCUAUUAAUCCAAAGCAUUUUAGACAAACUUCAAUGCAGUUACACUCUGAAUGGAGCAACCACAGAGAGCAGGAGAAAAGCUCAAGCAAAGGCAGGGGGUUCCUCAAAUCAUUGCUCACAAGGCGUCGGUGGAGGAACGAUGAGUCAUUGUACAGCUACUUGGACGAGUACUGAUUACUUAGAUGUUACUGUUAACCCAUUCUCACCUGUUCACUUAUCUGAUAUUUGAGAUUUUAGCUUUGUCCAGAUGGGAGGCAUUAUUGCCUUCCAUCAUAUUUUGCUAUCAUUUUCAUGCGUGUAUACAAUGUUGGGCCUAUCAUCAUCAGUGUUGCUCUUGGCAUUGCGCAAGUGUAUCCAUCAGCAACUAAUAAGCUGUUCACUGUUCAGAUAAGCUUCCCCAAUUCCAUAUUCAGCACUCAUAUGUUCUCCAUUUCUCCUGAUACAAAAGAUGCAAUCACAAGCAGAAUAGUGACAAUCUCGCAAGAGAUCAAUCGUAAACCAUUGUAUGCCCUCUCUUGUCUCAUACAGUGGUCCACUGAUGUUUUUUCUUCCCUUGUGACUGUUGUCAAUCUUGUCAUACAUGGAGCUGCUUGGCGGUUUCUGUUGAGGGGCCCUUGAGAGCUGUGGUUGCAAUUGCUAGGAGCUAGUGCUGGGAAAUGGGAGAAGACAAAUAUGACCGUGGAUUUUCGUCAUAAUGUGUUUG
Messenger RNA from Oryza brachyantha (malo sina), 1863 nucleotides. RefSeq names its product probable protein ABIL3. Lineage: Eukaryota; Viridiplantae; Streptophyta; Magnoliopsida; Poales; Poaceae. The record is from RefSeq and is a predicted model, not a curated record. The transcript is spliced from 9 exons. The coding region runs from base 384 to 1334 and encodes 316 amino acids.